Molecule: messenger RNA, 517 nt
Organism: Camellia sinensis
Lineage: Eukaryota; Viridiplantae; Streptophyta; Magnoliopsida; Ericales; Theaceae
Source: RefSeq, a predicted model, not a curated record
GUAUGCAUUAGAUGAUAUUGGUUCUGGAUCUCAUGUGCAUCUCAGUUUGUGUCAGAGUUGAACCCAUAUGAAUAGGUAGUUUGGUACUAACAGAGAAGUAUGCAUUUUUACCAGUUCUGUUAAAAUAUCUUGUCUACAUAGAAUUAUUUUUUAAGCAUGCAGUUAUAUUUGGAAAUUUGAUGGGUGUACUAUUGAUCUUGAGGAAAACCUUUCACGGUGAUGUUUCCAUCGAUGGGUGUACAAAUUGGUUUCUGCUUUUAAGACCAAUAAGCUUUAUUGAUCCUUAUUUGUUUUAUAGUUUUUAGUGAGUUAUAUGUUGAUAUCAUAUGAUUUUGAUUGUCCAUAUAAUACUCCAUUUUAUCAUUUAUGUGAUCCUUUCUGCAUUGUUGCAUAUUGUCUUCUUUUGUGGUGCUGUUUUACUGAUAUUUGUGUGGAGAAUCAAAAUAAUUAUGUCAUUUUUGGUGGCUGUGGGGAAAGGAUUGGGGGCAGUUUAACAACGGGAUAAAUUACAUUAUUU